This is a messenger RNA of Eubalaena glacialis (North Atlantic right whale), 2490 nucleotides long. It is a transcript of the gene SHMT1, whose product is annotated as serine hydroxymethyltransferase 1. Gene Ontology annotation, biological process: folic acid metabolic process; cellular response to leukemia inhibitory factor; protein homotetramerization. The transcript has 12 exons. Gene Ontology annotation, molecular function: glycine hydroxymethyltransferase activity; pyridoxal phosphate binding; zinc ion binding. NCBI's taxonomy places the organism in Eukaryota, Metazoa, Chordata, Mammalia, Artiodactyla, Balaenidae. The record is from RefSeq and is a predicted model, not a curated record. The coding region runs from base 233 to 1687 and encodes 484 amino acids. Gene Ontology annotation, cellular component: nucleus; cytoplasm; cytosol.
AUUAUAAGCCACUUAGCUUCUGAGCUUGUUUCCUCCUUUAUAAAGUAGGGAACACGGACAGAUGGUAGUUCCCUCAGGAGACUUCUGGCUGGUCCCACUUGUGUGACAAAGGCCCAGGGAAGACCUGGGGGCAUGGAGAGGCUGUUAACCUUGGCAAGUAAAUUCACGUACUUGGACUGUUUCCCUGGGGUUGAGGUGAGGAUCAUGCCAGAGGCGACUCUGAACUAGCGUGAUGGCGACUCCCGUCAAUGGAGCCCCCAUGGAUGCCAACCUGUGGUCCUCGCAUGAGAAGAUGCUGGCGCAGCCCCUGAAAGACAGCGACGUGGAGGUUUACAACAUCAUUAAGAAGGAGAGUAACCGGCAGAGGGUCGGACUGGAGCUGAUCGCCUCAGAGAACUUUGCCAGCCGGGCUGUUCUGGAGGCCCUGGGUUCUUGCUUAAACAACAAGUACUCCGAGGGGUACCCGGGCCAAAGGUACUAUGGUGGGACGGAAUUCAUCGAUGAGCUGGAGGUCCUCUGUCAGAAGCGAGCGCUGCAGGUCUAUGGCCUGGACCCCCAGGGCUGGGGAGUCAACGUCCAACCCUACUCAGGCUCCCCCGCAAACUUCGCGGUGUACACAGCCCUGGUGGAGCCCCAUGGCCGCAUCAUGGGCCUGGAUCUGCCCGACGGGGGCCACCUGACCCACGGGUUCAUGACCAACAAGAAGAAGAUCUCCGCUACGUCCAUCUUUUUCGAAUCUAUGCCCUACAAGGUGAACCCCGACACCGGCUACAUCAACUACGACCAGCUGGAGGAGAACGCCCGCCUCUUCCACCCGAAGCUCAUCAUCGCAGGGACCAGCUGCUACUCCCGGAACCUGGACUACGCCCGGCUGCGCGAGAUCGCUGACGACAACGGGGCGUAUCUCAUGGCCGACAUGGCGCACGUCAGCGGGCUGGUGGCGGCCGGCGUGGUGCCCUCCCCCUUCGAGCACUGCCACGUGGUGUCCACCACCACCCACAAGACCCUGCGGGGCUGCCGCGCCGGCAUGAUCUUCUACAGGAAGGGAGUGCGCAGCGUGGACCCGAAGACGGGCAGAGAGACUCGCUACAACCUGGAGUCACUCAUCAACUCUGCCGUGUUCCCAGGCCUGCAGGGGGGGCCCCACAACCACGCCAUUGCUGGGGUGGCGGUGGCUCUGAAGCAGGCCAUGACUCCGGAGUUCAGAGUCUACCAGCGCCAGGUGCUGGCCAACUGCAGGGCUCUGGCCGAGGCCUUGAUGGGGCUGGGCUACAAAGUGGUCACAGGUGGUUCUGACAACCACUUGAUCCUCGUGGACCUCCGCUCCAAAGGCACGGACGGCGGCCGGGCUGAGAAGGUGCUGGAAGCCUGUUCCAUCGCCUGCAACAAGAACACCUGCCCAGGUGACAAAAGCGCCCUGCGGCCCAGCGGACUGCGCCUGGGGACCCCGGCGCUGACAUCCCGAGGAUUCUUGGAAGAAGAUUUCCAAAAAGUUGCCCAUUUUAUUCACAGAGGGAUAGAGCUGACCCUGCAGAUCCAGGACACCGUGGGGGUGAAGGCCACCCUGAAGGAGUUCACGGAGAAGCUGGCGGGGGCCGAGGAUCACCAGCGGGCUGUGGUGGCACUCAGGGCGGAGGUGGAGAGCUUCGCCGCCCUCUUCCCUCUGCCGGGCCUGCCCGACUUCUAGAGGAGUGCCCGCCCGCCCGCCCAGGGACCCAGCGCCCUGGAGGCCCCACACGGGCCCCUUUUCGGACUUUGCUUUUUUUACCUUGUUCACAAACCAUUUGUUUAAGGCUCAGUGUUAGUCAUUCUGGGACAAGUUAUUAAGUUUAAAUCUGAACCUCACUUUAUUGCAGCUACGUAUAGUUAUUCUGGAAAAAUGAAAUACAAUUUAGCCAUUCAGCCUUAAUUAUCCAGACUGGUGGAGGGCAGGGUUACUGGGAAGACUCCACUCUUAAGAGUCCCUGGGCUUCUCUGACUUGCUGCGGCAGCCGGAAGCACUGAAGUUCGAGCUUGGAAGAGCCGCCCGUUGCUAUCUGUUCCCUGGUGGGCGCCAAAGGAGGACUCAGUUAUAACCGUCGCAAACGAGGAGGGGGCCUCCUGGCCCUUCUGCUGUGCUUUCAAUCAGAAUCACCAGUUAGACGGGUCUGUUCAGGUGCCACCCAACUCAGUGGGAGUCCUGCUUACAGCACCUGGGCAGGAGGGGGAUGUGGUCCCCUUCCCCCAGCCCAGGGCAGGCAGGCCAGGGAACCUAGUCCCAAGCCGCUGAGCAGACAGCCACCUCCCUCCCGUGAUCAGGAAACCAGAGGUCACCUUCCCACAGAAACUUUAUUUUUCACAAAUCUCAAGUGCAAAACAUAGAUGACCAUUUUUAAUAAGCACAAAUUUUUAACCACAGAAUGUCUACAAGAAUUAUAGCUUUAAAAAAUACAACCGAUUUUUAUAUUUCAAAAAUAUCUCAACUCAAAUAAAUUAAUUUCUUAAAAAGUA